AUGUGGCGAAAGACACGAUCUAAUACGCCAAAGCCCUUAUGUAAAGGAGCAGACCCAAACAGAAAUUGGGACUACGCCUGUUACAGUCAGUUAUGGAUGACUCCAUGGGGUUUUACAACGCAAAAACCGUCUCAAUUCAAAUUACAAGACGACGGCUCUGUUCAAGCCGUCCAAGCACUCGCAGCUGUUUUUGGAACCAAAUAUGUACAUGGGAAUAUAGGUGCAACGAUCUACGUUGCAUCGGGCGGCACUGUGGAUUGGACUUAUGGGAAAGCCAAUGUGUUAUUUUCUUAUGCCGUUGAAUUGAGAGACACUGGUGAAUACGGAUUUCUUUUACCAGAGAAUCAGAUUAUACCAAGUGGUCAAGAAACGCUUGCAGGUUGCUUGGCAUUAUUAAAAUAUGUUGAAUCGCAUGUAUAUUCGUGA
This is a messenger RNA of Didymodactylos carnosus, 426 nucleotides long. NCBI's taxonomy places the organism in Eukaryota, Metazoa, Rotifera, Eurotatoria, Philodinida, Philodinidae. The record is from the annotation of a GenBank genome assembly.